Molecule: messenger RNA, 399 nt
Organism: Adineta steineri
Lineage: Eukaryota; Metazoa; Rotifera; Eurotatoria; Adinetida; Adinetidae
Source: the annotation of a GenBank genome assembly
AUGUUCUUAAAUAUAUGUAUUGUAUUUCUUGUAAUAUUUCCAAAUUGGAUUGUUGCUACGAAUGCCGUAAGUCAAGGUAUACAAGCUAAACAAAUAUUUCUAAUCAUCGGUCUUAUGCUUGGAUCUGUCCUUGCUACUUUUGGUUUAAUGUAUUUUAUUUAUUUUGCAAUAAAAUGUAUGAAAAGAACAAUGACUGAACCUCAGUAUUGUAUUGAUGAUUGUGAUUAUGAUACAUACUCUCAAAUUAAACCAGUUUUAACUGUUUCACAUAUGGCUACAUCAGUUAAACAAUGUCUAGUUGAUUUAUAUAUUUCUCUUAUACCAUUUAAUUGGUCACGUGCUCAAUCUGUAUAUGAUCAACCUAGUACAGUUAAUGAAAAAAAGGAUAUAUCGUUUUAA